AUGUCCAGCCUUUCUUUGUUCAAGGAUGUGCCCUUUGCCGAGAAGCUAGAAGGCAGCUUGCUAAAGGCUUAUAAACAAGAUGACUACCCUAAAAAACUGUUCCUGGCCUACAGAGUCUGUAUGACCGAUGACGGCCACCCCUGGGUCUCUCUCGUGGUGCAAAAAAUCCGUCUGCAGAUCGCACAGGAUCCCUCUCUGAACUAUGAAUACUUGCCCAUGAUGGGCAUGAAAUCAUUCAUCCAGGCCUCCUUGGAACUUCUCUUUGGAAAGCACAGCCAAGCCAUUGUGGAGAACAGGGUAGGGGGCGUGCACACUGUUGGUGACAGCGGGGCCUUCCAGCUUGGGGCCCAGUUCCUCAGGAUUUGGCGUGGAGAUGCUCAAACAGUUUGUAUCAUCUCAGCUCAAAAAGAACUGUAUGGACCCGUCUUCCAGGCCAUAGGCUUCACGGUUUAUGAAUACUGCAUCUGGAACCCCAAGAAGCUGUUUACAGACCCGGACAUAUUCCUCGAAGUGGUUGAGCAUAUCCCAGUGGGCUGCGUCCUUGUAAUUGGGAACAUUGUCGACUGCAGGUUGACACAAAGUCAGUGGAUAAAGUUGAUGUCCAUCAUUAAGAGCAAGCAGAUAUUCCUAUUUUUUGACAUUCCCUGUCAAGGCUUAUCCACUGGUGACCUGGAAGAAGAUUCUAGAAUCUUAAAACACUUUGUGUCUGUAGGCUUUGAGUUCUUCUGCAGCCAGUCUCUGUCCAAGAAUUUUGGCAUUUAUGAUGAAGGAGUGGGGGUGCUCGUCGUGGCAGCGCUGAGCAACAGACACUUGCUGUGCGUCCUCUCGCAGCUGAUGAACUACGCCCAGGCACUGUGGCUGAACCCUCCUGCCACAGGCGCGCGCAUCAUCACCUCCAUCCUCUGCAACCACGCUCUGCUGGUAGAAUGGAAGAAAAGUCUGGAAGGGAUUGUAGAAAACAUCAUGCUGAUCAAGGAGAAAGUGAAGGAGAAGCUCCGACUCCUGGGGACUCCUGGUUCCUGGGAUCACAUCACUGAACAGAGUGGGUCCCAUGGCUAUCUGGGACUCAAUUAUCAACAGGUGGAAUAUCUAGUCAAGAAGAAGCAUAUCUACAUCCCCAAGAACAGUCGGAUUAACUUCACCUGCAUCAACACCAGCAACAUCAGUUACAUCACCCAGAGUAUCCAUGAGGCAGUGAUCUUCACAAGAGACUCACAGGCAUCUUAA
Molecule: messenger RNA, 1227 nt
Organism: Jaculus jaculus (lesser Egyptian jerboa)
Lineage: Eukaryota; Metazoa; Chordata; Mammalia; Rodentia; Dipodidae
Gene: Got1l1
Product: glutamic-oxaloacetic transaminase 1 like 1
Exons: 9
Coding region: 1-1227 (408 amino acids)
Biological process (GO): L-aspartate biosynthetic process
Cellular component (GO): cytosol
Molecular function (GO): pyridoxal phosphate binding; L-aspartate:2-oxoglutarate transaminase activity
Source: RefSeq, a predicted model, not a curated record